Molecule: messenger RNA, 2866 nt
Organism: Fulmarus glacialis (Northern fulmar)
Lineage: Eukaryota; Metazoa; Chordata; Aves; Procellariiformes; Procellariidae
Gene: ACTN2
Product: actinin, alpha 2
Exons: 21
Coding region: 85-2631 (848 amino acids)
Biological process (GO): actin cytoskeleton organization; muscle cell development
Cellular component (GO): Z disc; plasma membrane; cell junction
Molecular function (GO): calcium ion binding; actin filament binding
Source: RefSeq, a predicted model, not a curated record
ACAGCCUGGUGCAAUUCCCACCUCAGAAAAGCAGGCACACAGAUUGAGAACAUUGAGGAGGACUUCAGAAACGGCCUCAAACUGAUGCUGCUCUUGGAAGUUAUCUCAGGGGAAAGACUACCGAAACCAGACAGAGGGAAGAUGCGCUUCCAUAAAAUUGCUAAUGUCAACAAAGCUCUGGAUUAUAUCGCCAGCAAAGGAGUGAAACUUGUGUCAAUUGGUGCAGAAGAAAUUGUUGACGGCAAUGUGAAAAUGACACUGGGUAUGAUCUGGACUAUCAUCCUUCGCUUUGCUAUUCAGGAUAUUUCAGUGGAAGAGACCUCUGCCAAAGAAGGGCUGCUGCUGUGGUGUCAAAGAAAAACUGCCCCUUACAGAAAUGUGAACAUUCAGAACUUCCAUCUUAGCUGGAAAGAUGGCCUUGGAUUAUGUGCACUUAUCCACAGACACCGACCUGAUCUUAUUGACUACUCCAAGCUAAAUAAGGAUGACCCCAUAGGAAAUAUCAACCUUGCCAUGGAAAUUGCUGAAAAGCAUUUGGAUAUCCCUAAGAUGUUGGAUGCAGAAGAUGUAGUAAACACUGCCAGACCUGAUGAAAGAGCCAUUAUGACUUAUGUUUCCUGUUACUAUCAUGCAUUUGCUGGUGCUCAGAAGGCUGAGACUGCAGCUAACCGGAUCUGUAAGGUGCUUGCUGUGAAUCAGGAAAAUGAGAGGUUGAUGGAAGAAUAUGAGAGACUAGCAAGUGAGCUUUUAGAAUGGAUUCGCCGGACAAUUCCUUGGCUGGAAAACAGGACCCCAGAAAAAACAAUGCAGGCUAUGCAGAAGAAAUUAGAGGAUUUCCGGGACUACCGCCGCAAACACAAACCUCCCAAAGUCCAAGAGAAAUGUCAACUGGAGAUCAAUUUCAACACCCUGCAGACAAAACUGAGAAUCAGCAAUCGGCCAGCUUUCAUGCCAUCAGAGGGAAAAAUGGUUUCAGAUAUUGCUGGCGCUUGGCAGAGACUUGAACAAGCUGAGAAAGGCUAUGAAGAGUGGCUGCUGAAUGAAAUACGAAGACUGGAAAGACUUGAACACUUGGCUGAGAAAUUUAGGCAGAAGGCUUCCACUCAUGAACAAUGGGCAUAUGGCAAAGAGCAGAUCUUACUUCAGAAGGAUUAUGAAUCUGCUUCUCUGACAGAAAUCCGCGCCAUGUUAAGGAAACAUGAAGCUUUUGAGAGCGAUUUGGCUGCUCACCAGGACAGGGUGGAACAGAUCGCUGCCAUUGCCCAGGAGCUGAAUGAACUGGACUACCAUGAUGCUGCAAGUGUCAACGAUAGAUGCCAAAAGAUAUGUGACCAAUGGGACAGCCUGGGAACACUUACUCAGAAAAGGAGAGAGGCACUGGAGAGGACAGAGAAAUUGCUCGAAACAAUUGAUCAGCUUCACCUGGAGUUUGCCAAAAGAGCUGCUCCUUUCAACAACUGGAUGGAAGGUGCUAUGGAAGACCUACAGGACAUGUUUAUUGUUCAUAGCAUAGAGGAAAUUCAGAGUUUAAUCUCUGCACAUGAUCAAUUUAAAGCUACUUUGCCAGAGGCAGAUGGUGAAAGACAGGCCAUACUGUCAAUCCAGAACGAAGUUGAAAAAGUUAUUCAGAGUUACAGCAUGAGAAUAAGUGCAAGCAAUCCUUACAGCACUGUUACUGUGGAAGAGAUUCGUACCAAGUGGGAAAAGGUGAAGCAGCUGGUGCCUCAGAGGGAUCAAUCCUUGCAGGAGGAACUAGCACGCCAGCAUGCCAACGAGCGCCUGCGUCGCCAGUUUGCUGCUCAGGCCAAUGUCAUUGGGCCAUGGAUCCAGACCAAGAUGGAGGAAAUUGCCCGCAGCUCUAUUGAAAUGACAGGGCCUUUGGAGGACCAGAUGAAUCAGCUGAAGCAAUAUGAGCAUAAUAUCAUUAACUAUAAACACAACAUUGACAAACUGGAAGGAGAUCAUCAGCUUAUACAAGAAGCCCUGGUGUUUGACAACAAGCACACCAACUAUACUAUGGAGCACAUCCGUGUUGGAUGGGAGCUCCUACUUACCACCAUUGCUCGAACUAUCAAUGAGGUUGAGACUCAGAUCCUUACAAGAGAUGCCAAAGGUAUCACCCAGGAACAAAUGAAUGACUUCAGAGCAUCAUUCAAUCAUUUUGACAGGGAUGAAUCUGACAAUCUACAUUCUGAUGAAUUUAAAGCCUGCCUCAUCAGUCUAGGACAGGUUGGAAAUGACCUGCAGAGGAAGAAUGGAUUGAUGGACCAUGAUGAUUUCAGAGCUUGCUUAAUUUCAAUGGGUUAUGAUUUGGGUGAAGCUGAGUUUGCCCGAAUCAUGUCUCUGGUUGACCCCAAUGGGCAAGGAACUGUCACUUUCCAGUCCUUCAUUGACUUCAUGACCAGAGAAACGGCAGACACAGACACGGCUGAGCAAGUGAUAGCUUCCUUCAGAAUCCUGGCUUCAGAUAAGCCUUAUAUCCUGGCAGAUGAGUUACGUCGAGAGCUGCCUCCUGAGCAGGCUCAGUACUGCAUCAAGAGAAUGCCUCCGUACACCGGCCCAGGUUCUGUUCCUGGGGCUCUGGAUUACACCUCUUUUUCGUCAGCACUGUACGGAGAGAGCGACCUCUGAUUCUGUAAUUGGCCGUAUUCAUGGUAGACACUAAAAAUACCCACCUUAUUGCCCAGAUUGCUUCUCAAAAGCUUUGACAAGCUGAUUUUAAAAUGAGUUUUACAAAUACAGUAGGUACAGUCAGUGUAAAGUGCUAGUAACUAAAGUAACUAGUGUAUAUUAAAGUGUGUGGCACGCUAGAUUUCUGCAUUGUUGGUUUUAGGUUGUCUGUCCUAUACAAUGCUAGAAAAUAUAU